Molecule: messenger RNA, 6246 nt
Organism: Xiphophorus hellerii (green swordtail)
Lineage: Eukaryota; Metazoa; Chordata; Actinopteri; Cyprinodontiformes; Poeciliidae
Gene: myt1la
Product: myelin transcription factor 1-like, a
Exons: 19
Coding region: 898-4455 (1185 amino acids)
Biological process (GO): regulation of transcription by RNA polymerase II
Cellular component (GO): nucleus
Molecular function (GO): zinc ion binding; RNA polymerase II cis-regulatory region sequence-specific DNA binding; DNA-binding transcription factor activity, RNA polymerase II-specific
Source: RefSeq, a predicted model, not a curated record
UCGACAGGCCGUUUUUCGAUGGUAGUUCGACAGGAAGGAGGCAGAGAGGACAAAGGAACUGAGCUGCGCCCACUAGCGGCUAUUCUUCAAACAAAGCUAACGGCUACGGCUAGAAAAUAGGCUAGCGGUUAGCCUAGCGGCUAGGGCUAACUGUUAGACUAACGGCUAGGCUAGUGGCUGGAAUAAGGUUAAUCUGUUACUCAGUUACUUAUUCAAACAGUUAGUAAUUAGGCUGCCAUAGGAGAAAAAAAAUGGAGGUUAAUUUUGCAGUCAUAUUUUCACCAUGUUGUUCAUUUAUUUAUAAAUGUCACAGUUUCAAACUAAGUAUUUAGUUAGCAAGCUAAAUGAGCUAAAUACUUGGGUUUACUUUGGUAACUAAAUAUUUAGAAUUUCGGUGGUAAACUAAACUUUUAGUUGAGUAAUUAAAUGUUUUAUAAUGAAUGAAUAACAUGGUUAAAAUAUGACAGAAAAAUGAACCUCCAUUGUUUCUGUUAUGACGAGCCAAAUUACCCAGAUUAUUUCUGUUCAUUUUUGACUGAGUAACUUUAUAAACGUCACACACACUCACUCAUCAUCAUCAUCAUGUUUGUGUUAUUGAUGGUUAAACAUUCUUUAGUUAUUAAAAACCUGCCUAUUUGUGUAAACCAGAACCAGUCCGGAUCAGAACCUUCCGGUUCUGGAGAGGAUUCAGCAUCUGGAGCGUCGCUGAGGAAAAGGAUGCUGCAGCCGAAGAUCAGCGCGGAGUUUCUGCUCGGAGCUGAACAAAGAGAGGAGGCAACACGACUCACGGGGCGCGCGCUCACAGGAUGCGCGCCGCACUCAUGGGGCACGUUCACAGGAUGCGCGCGCUGUAGUGAAUGCAGGAGCAGGGAGGAGGAGGAGGAGGAGGAAGGCUGAAUGCGCCUCCUGACUGCGCGCCGUCCUCGACACAUAAAGACAGGAGAAGAUCCGGAGACUGAGAGCGUCUACGGCUGUCCGCUGGCCAAGAAGAGGAGGACUCUGGACAAACAGACCCCGGAACCGGCAGCAAAGAGGAGGCCCUUCAUCGCUUCCUGCCUGGGAGAGGAAGAAGAGGAGGAGGAAGAAGAGGAGGAGCAGGGGGGUGGAGCCUUCAGCAGCUAUGAAACCAUAGAGGUAGGACAGGAGAGGAAGGAGCAGGGGGAGGAAGACGAGGAGGAGGAGUUCUCCGAGGACAACGAGGAGCAUGGAGAGGAGGAAGAGGAGGGGAUUGCAUUGGAGAGUUCAGACACGAGAGGAAGAGGAGAGCAAGCGGAGGAAGAGGAGGAGGGGAUGGACGAGGACGAAGAUGAUGGUGACGAUGAGGAAGAGCCGGAGGAUGAGGUAGAGGAAGAAGAGGACGAGGAAGGGGAGCAGACUCUGCUUCAGGAGAACCAGUACAAACCCAGCGGACAAUCAAAGCUCCACCCCGUCCACAAGGACAACAACAACAACAGCUGCGCCAUCGGAAACGCCCCCAGAGAAGAGUAUGAGAACUACGACGAGCUUGUGGCCAAGUCGCUGCUCAACCUCGGUAAGAUCGCAGAAGACGCCGCCUACCAGGCCGUGACUGAGUCCGAGAUGAACAGCAACUCGUCCAACAGCGCCGGGGAGGAAGACGAUGACGAUGAUGACGGCAGCGAGCCGGACGACAGGCAGGGCGACCUGAGCGUGGACCUGGACAGCGAUGUGGUCAGAGAGACUGUGGACUCUCUGAAGCUCCUGGCUCAGGGUCACGGCGCCAUGCUGCCUGAAGACGGAUACCCAGAGAGUGCUGUGGUGAAUGAUGGGCGGGGGCCGGGGGUCAGGGGUCAAACGGAGGGAGCUGGGGAGGAGGUAUGUCUCAGCAGUCUGGAGUGUCUGAGGAACCAAUGCUUUGAUCUGGCCCGAAAACUGAGCGAGACGCCACCGUCGGACCGACCCGUCCUGCACAGUAACUACGUUCAACAAGCAGUGGACCAGCAGGUGCUGCAACAUCUGAACAGGUACGACAGCUAUCCAACCGGAGUUCAGGAAGACGCCAGGCCUCUGGAGCGGAGCUACUCUGAGAUGUUGAACCUGAUGAAGCUGGAGGAGCAACUGAGUCCAGCAUCCAGAGGCUACAGCUGCAGCCAGGAGGGCGACGAGGACACCACCUCUGUAGCCUCAGACCGCUCCGACGACACGUUCGACAUGGCCAAGGGAAACCUGUCGCUGCUGGAGAAGGCCAUCGCCCUGGAGUCCGAGAGGGCAAAGGUGAUGAGGGACCGGAUGGUGACUGAGCACGCCACGCCCCGCCGGGACCAGCACAGCCCCAGGCUUAGCAUGGCCGCUGAGGAACGCAAGUCCAGGAUGCACCCGGAUGGGCUGAAGAGGGCGUACUACCCUAAAGAUUCUUCCAGAGGAGAGAAGAAGGAGAGCAAGUGUCCGACGCCGGGCUGCGACGGAACGGGUCAUGUGACGGGUCUGUACCCGCACCACCGCAGCCUGUCCGGGUGUCCUCACAAAGACCGGGUCCCGCCUGAAAUCCUUGCCAUGUAUGAAAAUGUGUUAAAGUGUCCGACUCCUGGCUGCUCUGGACGGGGGCAUGUCAAUAGCAACAGGAACUCCCACCGCAGUCUGUCCGGCUGUCCCAUCGCUGCCGCAGAGAAGAUGGCCAAGGUCCACGAGAAAACCUUCACUGCCGACACCGGCGCCAAGACCAAUCAGACGUCAGACAGAGUUCUCAGGCCGAUGUGUUUCGUCAAGCAGCUGGAGAUUCCUCAGUACGGCUUCAAGAACAACGUUCCCACCAGCACGCCGCGCUCCAACCUCACCAAGGAGCUGGAGAAAUACUCCAAGACCAGCUACGACUACGCCGGCUACGAUGGCCAGCAGCCCGGCUACGGCAAGAGAGGCCCCGCCCCCAAGGCCCUGCAGGGGCGAGACCUCUCUCCGAAGGGAUACGACGUCUCCGGCACUGCAGCGAAGCGGUACUGCAAGACGUCGAGCCCGGCCAGCAGCACCACCAGCUACGCCCCCAGCAGCAGCAGCAGCCUGAGCGGCGGCGGCGGCGGCGGGGGGGGCAGCAGCGCCAGCAGCACCUGCAGCAAGAGCAGCUUUGACUACACCCACGACAUGGAGGCCGCCCACAUGGCCGCCACCGCCAUCCUCAACCUGUCCACCCGCUGCCGGGAGCUGCCCAACGCCCUGGGCGCAAAGCCCCAUGAGCUGCUGGCCCAGAGCCCGGGGGCAGAGGACGACGGGCCGGCGGAGCCGUCCGGUGCGCCCGGCGGGCCGGAGGGCGGCGGCGCGGUGCUGACCCCGCUGCAGCCUAUGUCGCCGCAGCGCCAGGCUCUGCUCAGCAGCCGCUGCUUCCAGCUGGACACCGACUGCUGGGAGCUGCCGGUGGAUUUCACCAAACGGCCCGGAGACGAGCCGGAGCUCAGAGAGCAGACUGACGAUCUGGACCCGUUCCAGGAGCUGCUGGACGAGCCGCGGUUCCCGGCCGAGGUGACGGCGCCCAGCCCCAAGCACCACAAGUUCCCGCCCUGCAAGGAGGGCAAGAAGGAGCUGAUGAGUCUGUCCAGCUGCCAGAUUGCCGAUAAGAACAUUCGUGGUUUGAUGUCGUCCAACUCGCAGGAACUGAAGUGUCCCACGCCUGGCUGUGACGGAUCGGGACACAUCACGGGGAAUUAUGCCUCCCACAGGAGUCUCUCCGGCUGUCCUCGAGCCAAGAAGAGCGGCGUGAAAAUCCUCCACAGCAAAGAGGAGAAGGACGAGCAGGAACCCAUCAAGUGUCCGGUCCCCGGCUGCGACGGACAGGGUCAUGUGACGGGGAAGUACGCCUCCCACCGCAGCGCGUCAGGCUGCCCCCUGGCGGCCAAGAGGCAGAAAGACAGCUACAUGAACGGCUCGCAGUUCGUCUGGAAGGCCGGGAAGACAGACGGGAUGACGUGUCCGACGCCAGGCUGCGACGGCUCAGGACACGUCAGCGGCAGCUUCCUGACCCACCGCAGUCUCUCCGGUUGUCCCCGCACCUCCUCAGCCAUGAAGAAAGCCCGGAUGAGCAGCGCGGACAUGCUGACAAUCAAACAAAGAGCGAGCAAAGGAAUAGAAAACGAUGAAGAAAUUAAACAGUUGGAUGAAGAAAUCAAAGAUCUGAAUGAGUCCAACAAUCAAGUGGAGUCGGAUAUGAUCAAACUGAGGACUCAGAUCACCACCAUGGAGACCAACCUGAAGUCCAUGGAGGAGGAGAACCAGGCCAUGGAGACGCAGAACGACUCGCUGCUGCACGAACUGGCCAACCUGAGCCAGUCGCUCAUCAACAGCCUGGCCAACAUCCAGCUGCCCCACAUGGAACCGAUGAACGAACAGAACUUUGACUCGUACGUCAGCGCUCUGACUGACAUGUACACCCACCAGGACCGGUACCAGAGCCCGGAGAACAAGGCGCUGCUGGAGAACAUCCGCCAGGCCGUCCAGGGCAUCCAGGUCUGACCGGAGCGGGAAGCCGGUUCCGGAGGAUCCGGGCCCGGGUCCGCUCCUGUUUCUGUCCUCAUCAGUGUCUGGUUCUGUUCUCUUGAUUGGUGUUGCUUUGCUUUGGACUCAGAUGUGUCUCGGUUCGACCCGGUCCGAUGUGGCGUCCCGCUCAUGGCUGCUCAUCCUUCUUUAACAUUGUUUACACCAGGACAAACUGGGCUGUACUGGUCAGACUGGGAGCCUGAACGUUCCGUAAAUCCUUCUGAACUUCUGCUGCAGAUCCCAUCAUCCCAUCGGGCCUCCUCCUUUCAGGCUUUUAUUUUGAAAUGCAAACGGCUGCAGGAAAUGUAGGAGACAAUCCGCCACCUGACUGGACAGUGGAGACCAGUAGAAACCAGUGGAGACCAGUGGAGACCAGUGGGAGGAACUGAGUGGGAAUAUGCAAUUUCUUAUGAAUCACGGAGCAACGAGCUGAAAGCUGUUUUUACUGACGAUCGAUGUUUGUAUGAAUCUUUUCCUACAUGGUGUUUUAGCCGCCUCUGUUCCAUGUUUCGAUGUUUUAUUCUGAGCUUCUCUGGGUCUACAGGGUCAAAAGUCCUCCAGAACCGGUCCGAUGGAGACUUUGGGUCAGAACCGAUGGGACAUUUCCUCAUCACACCUCAUCAUGCAUGCACUUUAUGGAAGCACGUUCCAGUAUCGCCGCGCCACUGGUCCAGUUCAUCCCUGAAAGGAAAACUCCGCUUCUCGCCUCCGUAUAUGGUCGGCUUCCAGGUGAACCCUGACCUCCAGGGUCGCUGGCUGAGGUUCUGCUGCUCAGCCCGGCCGGGUCCAGGAAGCGAUGGCUCCGCCUGAUGGGAGCCGUUUGAAACAUCACAAACUGACAGCAACAACUUCAGAUUGUUCAGUUUUUACAGGAAAACAAUGAGCUUCAGUUUCAAAGUCACAUUUUCACCCACAUUCAGAAACGUCCAAUAAAAACUUGCUAAAUAUUUAGCUGGAAAUUUGCUUGCUAACUAAAUGUUUAGCUUCAAGCUAUAUAUUUAGCUCACUAACUAAAUACCUCAUUAACUAUUGAGUUUGAAGCCAAACAUUUAGCUGCUAUUUAUAAACUGUGAUGUUUAUAAAUAGAUGAAUAACUCAGUGAAAAUAUAACUUUGAAAGAUAAAAACAUCUUUUUCUCCUAAAACAGACUAAAUAAUCCAAAUUAUUGCUGUCCAUUUUUCCGAACGGCUGCCAUGUUCACGGCUUUUCAGGAAGAGAACCCAGAAAUAGAUCUCAGCUCGGUUCUAGAUAAUCCGGUCGGUUUCAUGAGAACAACAAUAAUCCAUGUUUGGGAUUUCUUGGAUGCAUUUCCAGGAUUGAACGUUUCCAGCUGAAAGAACCUCGGCUGGGAUUAUUAUUCCCGUCUCUGCCUAAACACAGGAAGCGGUGUGAUUCCCGGUAAGCCUGGGGUCGGAUCCGUCGGAUCGACCCUCCUCAUCUCCGGCUACAGGAGGAGUUUUCCUGAAGGAAACGGAUCUGCGGCUUCCUGCUUUGGUUUUCCUGCAGAACGGAGUUAAAGCACAAUUUAAAGAUGUGAACACGCCUGAAUGAAGAACCUCACCUGAAAUGAUCUUUUUAUAUCUUUGAUUUCUUUCUUCAUGUCAGACUUCCAGAAGCUUUUUUCCUACCAGACAGCAUGACUCCCUGCUGACACCUUCAAGGUCACCAGGUUCCAUUUCUGUUGAAUUGUGGAGUUUGUACAGUUUCUAUCAUGUUGGUGUUGCCAUCUGUUGCUCUGAAUAAAUCCUGUGUUGCAACACCUGCAAA